GUGGUCUUCCCAGAACUUCCGGGGCAGACAAAACAAUGUCAGUGGAUGUGUACAUAUUCUUUCUGUUCUUCUUCAUCGGCCUAGUAAUCAUCACUCACAUUCUCACGUCGCGCAAUGAGAAAUUGCGACACAACUCGCGAAUCUCGCUUAAUUUGGCAAACAUUCCGGAAGAUGUGAUUGCCGAGGACGCAGAGAUUCCACGGGUUAGAAACCCCAAUUGUUCCUACUGGGAUUGCUUCAAUGUGUACAAGUGUGGCCAGAAGGCCAGUGACAAUGAUUUCUCCAUCUAUGUGUAUCCGCUGAAGAGCUACACAAACUCAGAUGGUCAGGGUGCCUUCCGGCAAACCAAGGAGUUCUAUUACAUUCUCAAGGCCAUCAGCGAGAGUCCCUAUUACACGCCCAAUCCCAACAAGGCGUGCCUCUUCGUGCCCAGCAUCGAUACCUUGAAUCAGAAUAAUGUAGACACGAGUCUGGUGGCGAAGGCUCUGGCUUCUCUCCCUUACUGGGAGAAUGGCGAGAAUCACAUCCUCUUCAAUAUGAUUCCAGGAACAGCUCCGGAGUACAAUACUGUCUUGGAUGUGAACACCGACAGAGCGUUGAUCGCUGGUGCAGGAUUCGACACGUGGACUUACAGGAGUGGCUUCGACCUUUCCAUUCCGUUCUUCAGUCCCAACCAGGUGAAAAUGACCCAGAUCGAGGCGUCUGAGCCAAGGAAGUUCCUCCUCAUCUCCUCCCAACUCAAUAUGUACACUCAGCACUCGCUGCUCCUCCAGGAGAUCUCCUUCAACCAUCCCGACGUGCUGACGCUACAGAAAUGCCCUCAGAGCACUGCAGAAUCCGACACGAAGACAAGUGCUGACGCGAAAGAGGCUGUGGAUGUGAGAUGCAGCAUUCCACAUGGAAAUGAGUAUCGCUAUCCUUACAUUCUCACCAAAGGAACUUUCUGCCUCAUCAUUCGGGGACUUCGAUUGGCACAGCCAAAUCUCAUGGAGGCUCUCGCCAGCAACUGCAUCCCCGUGAUUGUGGCCAAUAACAUCGUCCUGCCGUUCGACGACGUGAUCGACUGGAGUUUGGCGUCAAUCUCCGUCAGAGAAAUUGAUCUGCAUUCAAUCUAUUCAGUGCUGAAGAGCGUGAGUGCGGACAAAGUGGCUGAGCUGCAGAGACAAGGAUACUGGCUGUACAGGAAGUACUUCAGCAGCAUCCGAAAGAUUGUCCACACAUCCUUGGACAUCCUCAAUGAUCGUGUCUUUCCGCACCUCGCGAGGACAUAUCUGCACUGGAAUGUGCCGAUGUACGAGAAAACAUCACGCAAUCCACUUUUCCUGCCUCUCAUUGCGCCCAAGUCGCAGGGAUUCACUGCUGUAAUUCUCACAUAUGACAGGAUAGACUCCUUGUUCACGCUGGUGCAGAAAUUGGCGGUGGUUCCGGCGCUCCAGAAAAUUCUCAUCAUAUGGAAUAACCAGAAGAAACCCCCGCCGCAUCCAACAAUGUUCCCCAAGAUCACAAAACCUCUGAAACUCAUCCAGACGAAGGCCAAUAAGCUCUCCAAUCGAUUCUAUCCGUAUGAGGAGAUUGAGACAGAGGCUAUUUUAACAAUUGACGAUGAUAUCCUAAUGCUGACGAUAGAUGAAUUGCAAUUUGGAUAUGAGGUGUGGAGAGAGUUCCCGGACAGAAUUGUUGGCUUUCCGAGUAGAACACACGUUUGGGAUAACGCAACUGGUCGCUGGAAGUACGAGUCAGAGUGGACAAAUGAGAUUUCAAUGGUGCUCACGGGCGCGGCUUUUCACCACAAGUAUUGGAGCUACAUGUACACAAAUGCAAUGCCAGGAGACAUCAAAGAGUGGGUGGACGAUCACAUGAACUGCGAAGACAUCGCCAUGAACUUCCUCGUGGCCAACAUUACGCGAAAGCCACCGAUAAAAGUCACUCCCAGGAAGAAGUUCAAGUGUCCCGAGUGCACAAACACCGAAAUGCUGUCGGCGGACAUCAAUCACAUGCUGGAGCGAUCGGCGUGCAUUGAUCGAUUUGCCAACAUUUACGGCACAAUGCCGCUGAAGACGGUGGAGUGGCGAGCUGAUCCUGUCCUGUUCAGGGACAAUUUCCCCGAGAAGCUGAAGCGCUUCAACGACAUUGGCAGCUUGUGAAGACACUGGG
Phlebotomus argentipes is the source of this 2154-nucleotide messenger RNA. It is a transcript of the gene sotv, whose product is annotated as exostosin-2. The coding region runs from base 36 to 2144 and encodes 702 amino acids. Lineage: Eukaryota; Metazoa; Arthropoda; Insecta; Diptera; Psychodidae. Gene Ontology annotation, cellular component: membrane. Gene Ontology annotation, molecular function: glycosyltransferase activity. The record is from RefSeq and is a predicted model, not a curated record. The transcript has 4 exons.